Dendrobium catenatum is the source of this 3279-nucleotide messenger RNA. RefSeq lists its product as uncharacterized. NCBI's taxonomy places the organism in Eukaryota, Viridiplantae, Streptophyta, Magnoliopsida, Asparagales, Orchidaceae. The coding region runs from base 215 to 3019 and encodes 934 amino acids. The transcript is spliced from 19 exons. Gene Ontology annotation, cellular component: endoplasmic reticulum; Golgi apparatus. The record is from RefSeq and is a predicted model, not a curated record.
GCGGCCUUUCUGCACCUUAAGAGAGAGAGAGAGAGAGAGAGGGAGAAGGGGAGAGAGAGGAGGGAGGGUGGUGCUCAAUUCUCCAUUCUCACUUUCUUUCCUCCUUCAAAGACGACUCCUUUGUCCCCGACCCCUCAGUUGCUGUGGCAAUCGAGUAUACAGCUUCAAAAUUUGGGAAAAUUGUUUCAGGUCAUUUUCAGAAGCCAAAGUUUAAAUGGGAUGGAAAAAUAUUUGCAAAAGGCGCUUGAGAGUAUUCUCAGUUACAUUGAUGAUAUACCUGGACUAUAAGGCAGUGCAAAAGAAGGCAAAAUGGGUUAGCAAAGGGAAAGAGGAUGCUCUAUGGGCGAGAACCCAUGAGCGGAAUGCUAGACGGGUUCUCAAUUUGAUAAUAGAGCUGGAAGGUCUGUGGGUAAAGUUGGGUCAGUACUUGUCUACUAGAGCGGAUGUUCUUCCAGAGGCCUAUAUAGGUCUCCUCAAGCAGCUUCAGGACUCUCUUCCUCCUCGCCCUUUGGAAGAGGUUCGCCAAACAAUAGAAGAAGAAUUGGGAAAAUCUGUGGAUGAGCUUUUUUCAAGUUUUGAUGGAAAUCCACUUGCGACAGCUUCGAUAGCCCAAGUUCACCGUGCAACACUGAAAGACGGGCAAGAGGUUGUUGUGAAAGUGCAGCAUAUUGGAAUCAAGGAAGUUAUUCUAGAGGACCUAAAAAAUGCAAAAGCAAUAGUGGAGUGGAUAGCAUGGGCAGAGCCACAAUAUGAUUUUAGCUCAAUGAUAGAUGAAUGGUGCAGGGAGGCACCUAAAGAACUUGAUUUCAAUCAUGAAGCUGAGAAUACAAGAAAGGUUUCCAGAAACUUGGGGUGCAAAAAAGACGAUGAUGGUACAAGUCAUACGAAUUCUGUUAAUGUCUUGAUCCCAGAAGUUAUCCAGUCAUCAGAAAAGGUUCUAGUUUUGGAAUACAUGGAUGGCAUUCGCUUAAAUGAUUUAGAAUCAUUUGAAGCAUAUGGCAUCGACAAGCAAAAGUUUGUUGAAGAAAUCACACGUGCAUAUGCUCAUCAAAUAUAUGUUGAUGGAUUUUUCAAUGGUGAUCCUCAUCCAGGAAAUUUUCUUGUGAGUAAAGAACCACCAAAUAGCCCAAUUUUACUCGAUUUUGGUCUCACAAAGUCACUCUCAAGCUCAAUGAAACAAGCACUAGCAAAAAUGUUUUUGGCAUGUGCAGAGGGAAACCAUGUGGCUUUAUUGUCUUCCUUUGCUGAGAUGGGACUUAAGCUGCGGCUUGACAUGCCAGAUCAAGCUAUGGAGGUUUCCACCCUAUUUUUUCGUAGAUCCACACUUGCAAGUGAAGCACUUGAAAAUGUGAAGUCUUUGAACGGCCAAAGAGAAAAGAACAUGAAGGUCAUUCAAGAGAAAAUGAAUCUGGAUCAAAAGGAAGCUAAACGCUUUAAUCCUGUUGAUGCAUUCCCUGGUGACGCAAUUAUAUUUAUGAGGGUUCUAAAUCUUCUUCGAGGGCUUUCAUCUACUAUGAAUGUUAGAAUUGCCUAUCUGGACAUCAUGAAGCCAUUUGCAGAGGAAGCUUUACUUGGGAAAUUGAAAAAUUCCCCAAAGAUGAACAUGGAGUGGAUUUGCGAUACACCAGUACACUCCAGUGUAGAGGAGAAGUUAAGGCAGCUCUUAGUUCAGAUGGGGGAUAAAAUACUUGGGUUACAGGUAUGUGCCUACAAAGAUGGAAAAGUCAUAAUAGAUACUGCUGCUGGUGUGCUAGGGAGAUAUGAUCCUCGUCCUGUUCUACCUGAUAGUCUAUUUCCAGUUUUUUCUGUAACAAAAGGAAUUACAGCAGGGAUGGUGCACUGGCUUGUUGACAAGGGGAAACUCAAACUUGAAGAAACCAUUGCCAAUAUAUGGCCAGAGUUUGGCACCAAUGGAAAAGAUCUUAUGAAGGUUCACCAUGUCCUCAAUCAUACAUCUGGUUUGCACAAUGCUAUGGCUGAUGCCAUGCAGAACAAUCCUUUGUUGCUUUGUGACUGGGAUCAAUCGUUAGACUAUAUUGCUAAGUGCAGCCCCGAGACAGAAAUUGGUACUCAGCAACUAUAUCACUACUUAUCUUUCGGUUGGCUUUGUGGUGGUAUCAUUGAGCAUGCAUCUGGGAAAAAAAUUCAAGAAGUAUUGGAAGAAGCUAUAGUGCACCCUCUCAACAUUGAAGGCGAGUUAUACAUAGGUAUCCCACCAGGUGUGGAGUCUCGCCUCGCGACACUAUCACUUGAUACAGAUGAGUUGGAAAAGUUUUCUGCUAUCCAGUCCAGAUCCGAAAUUCCAGGCAGCCUUCAGCAGGGCAAUAUCCUAGAGAUUGUAACCACUAUACCUUUCUUCUUCAACACUCUCAAUGUGCGCCGCGCAAUCAUCCCAGCUGCCAAUGGACAUUGCUCUGCUCGUGCUUUGGCGCGCUACUAUGCUGCUCUUGCUACCGGCGGAAAUAUUCCAUCUCACUCUUCCCUCUCCAAACCGCCCCUCGGCGAUCUCCUCCACAUUCCAAAAUUCCCAUCUGCGAAGGCGAAGAAAAAGAGCAGAAGUUGCAAUAUCAGAACACCCAGCAUGGGUUGUAGUAUCUUCAGCCACAAUGAUGAUAGCAUAAACUACAACCUUGUUAGCAACAUGGUGGAAGAGGACACAAAACAGUGCAUGUUCAACAACCCAAACAUUCAUGAUGCAUUCAUGGGAUCUGGCGAUUUCUCGAACUUGGUCUUCGCAGAAGGUAAAUUUGGGCUUGGUUUCAGGACGUUCAAGUCGACCGAGACCGAUUCCCAUGAUACGAAAACCUUUGGACACUCGGGUAUCGGCGGCUCUACCGGUUUUUGCGACGUGGAGCAUAAUUUUGCAAUUGCAGUGACUGUCAACAAGAUGUCACUUGGUGGUGUCACAAGAAAGAUAAUUCAGCUAGUUUGUUCUGAGCUAAAGAUUCCACUGCCUCUUGAGUUUUCAGAGCAUGGAGAGAAAGGACCAGAUAUGCAGCUUAGUUUACAGCAAUCUUGAAAAGUAUCAGAAGCCAGAGAACGAUGAUAAGCAAGGUAUAUACAAGGGAUAUACGUUGUAAAAUAUAGGACAAAUUUUCAAAUUCCCUGACUCAGCAAUACCUGUUAGAUUAUACCGUUAAGUAACAAGUGUAAUUCAUGGUUAAAGAGGACUGUACUGGUUAAUUUAUCAUUUACCAUAUGAUCUGUGCUGAUCAAAAUGGAUAUUUAGUAAAUUCAAUACAUGAUAAAACAAUACAUGGCGAAAUUGGAAGAUCACAA